Dermacentor andersoni is the source of this 483-nucleotide messenger RNA. RefSeq names its product piggyBac transposable element-derived protein 4-like. The record is from RefSeq and is a predicted model, not a curated record. Lineage: Eukaryota; Metazoa; Arthropoda; Arachnida; Ixodida; Ixodidae.
GAUUAAACCCAUGCAAUGGGAGCACUUGACAGGGCAGAUCAGACACUGUCCUGCUACUCAGUGGCACGGAAGCGAAAGAAGAUCUCAUACAAAAUCUUUCAGCGCUUAUUAGAUGAGGCGACCUACAAUUCAUUCGUCCUGUACCAGAAAAGACGCGGCACACCAUCUCAUCUGGAUAACCGGCUGAAACUCAUUGACGAGAUUAUCGCCAAGUACUGCCGUAACAGUGGUACGAAGAAGAAAGGGCUGCCAGGACGUACCCUGAACAUGAAACGGUGUGCUGAGCGCCACUUUCCGUCGCACAUUCCGCCAACAGAGAAGUAUCAAGAAACGACUCGCCGUUGCGUAUUCUGCUACACGAAUCGACACCGAAAUGGCGAUAAUAUCAGCAACGAAAUCGGGAUCUGGAGCAGGUGGUGCGAGACGGCUCUCUGCGCGGUACCGUGCUUUGAACGCUACCACAAGGAUGGUAGUCUGACCUAG